AUGCCAAGUCUCUUCACCCGACUCCGACGGCGCGCAUUUACCGUCUCGAACCCCGCGCCACCACCUCCCGCCCCGCCGAGCCCGCCGCUCCCCACAGCCUCAUCCGACCCAUCUCCCCUACCCCGCAAGAUUCAUCCCGACCUUAAUGCUCUUGCAGAAGACCUACAGCGGGAAACGGGCCAACGUUCAGUGUCCCAGUCGCACAGGCGUCCUUCCCGAUCAAGCCCACCCUCCCGCGCCGCGCAUUCCCCCGCUGGCGAGUACUCGCCAACCUCCUCCAGCUCGCACCUCUCGCACACGCCCUCCCUGACAGAUGACGCGCUCGCGGGGCUCCCCGCGUCUCCCGGCCGCCGCAUCAUGGCCCGCCUUGCUAAUCUCGCAUCUCGAUCCGCCCCCGCCAUCGCCCGCGCGCCGUCCCCGCUACGGACGCCCCCGCGCACCGCGCACAGUAGCCAACGGCCCAGCACAUCCGAAACGACGCGCUGGGCGACCUUCGGCCGCUCCCCACCCGGCGGCAAGCCCACCCCCCAGCUCGCCCUGCCUGAAGAGUUCGGCGGGUACUCAUCCGGCGCGUCCGAGCAGAGCCCCUCCGUCAGCACGCGCUCCUACCGCACAGAUCUGACCGGCCGCUCCACGCACACCCUCGGCAACCCCGCGGCGGCGCGCCCCACCACGCCCGCCAGCGCCUCGGACUUCGCGCCCAAGCCGCCCGCCGAGACGCCCUCCGCGCACACCUUCGGCUCGCCCACCCCGCCCUCCAGCGGCUUCACCUUCAGCAAGAGCGUCCCCUCGACGCGCCGCUCGCCCGCCCCGCCGCUGCCGCCGCUUAGUCACCCAGCAUUUGGCAGCAGCGUCAGUAGCACCCGCCGCCAGCUCUUCCGCACCGCGACGCAUACGUCCGCGCGGGAGCCUGCCCGACGGAAGCACCGCUCCCUCGCCACGUCGGCCUCUAUGCCUGCCAUGCGCAGGCGGAGACGCCGUGAGAGCAAUGCGUGGUCAGGCGGGGGGCAAGCCAUUCCGGAGGCGCCUCGGGCGAACGAGCGCGUGCAUCGGAGAAGUCUGUCGCGGAGCAGGUCGCAUGCGCGCACUGAGUCGAGGCGUUCGAGCGCGGAGUACAGCGCGCGGCAGGCGUCGCUGCACACGGCCGAAGAGGGCGCGCCGUGGGAGGCCCUCGUCUCCCGUGAGAUGGUCAGCCUUUCCCUUGGAAGACUCACUGCGAAGGCAGGAGACGGUAGAAACAGUCUGCAGCCUUCUGCCGUCCUAUCUUCCGCGCCCGCUGCCCUCGCGUCGGCUCCAGGGAUUUUGUCUCCUUCACCAGUCACCGCGCUUCCCGCUUCAGUUGCCGCAACUCCCGCUCCGGUCACCGCGUCUGCCACACCGUUGACCGCCCCGCCCACGCCCUCUGCCUUGCCUGUGCCCUCUGCCUCGUCUGCUGCCCCGUCCUUUGUCUCGUCCUCAUGCCUAUCCGUCGAGCCCACCUCGCCGACGCCCGUAUACCGAUCUCAGGAGAUUAUACCCUGGGCGUCGCGCUCGGACGUUGUGGUCGGCGACCGCAGCAAGGGCAAAGGGCCCGCUUACCCAGCCGCGCUGAAGCGCGAAGGCAGUACCACGGGAAAACGCAAGGCAGGAGACGAUGAGCCCACCCGAGUUGACUCGGGAUACUGGGAGGAUCCGGCGGCGAGGUCACUUCGCCCGCAGAGGCUGUCUGUGCCGUCGUUCGAGGAAGCGAGGAGGAAGCGGCCAAGGCUUUCGCUCACUGAGCCGCCGCGUCCCAGCAGCACACACGAUGCGUCGCUCAUCCACGCCCUCGGCGCUCAGCGUCACUCGCGUCUCGGACAACAAUCACUGCACCUCUCGCGACCGGGAUCAUCGCGAUUAUCUGCGCAGCCUUCGGCCCGCGCCUCGACGUACGCCUCUGGCAGCACCGCGGCGCGCUACCACAUGCGGGACCCGCGCAAGCCGCCGCCUCUCGUGCCGACGCCGUGGCUGCCUUCAAGGGACGCCCCGCGAGCCGCGUGGCUGUUCUUCAUCGGUUUCGUGCUUUUCCCUGCGUGGUGGCUGGGCGGGUUGCUUCCCGCCAAACCUCGCCCAUGCGUAUUCGGCACCCACAGUGAUGCGGAGGGACUGGUGGGCGACGUGGAGAGCGUCGCUGCGACGAGGCGGGAGAGCAAGCGCGGCAGCUUCCUGGUGAACACUGCACAGCCGGAACACGAUGCUAGAUCGUGGCAAUUCCGCUGCCGCGUUCUGGGUGCCCUCUCGCUGGUGACCUACGUGCCCUUCAUCGUCUGCCUGGCCAUCUUCGCUCCGCGGUAG
This is a messenger RNA of Schizophyllum commune H4-8, 2313 nucleotides long. RefSeq lists its product as uncharacterized. The coding region runs from base 1 to 2313 and encodes 770 amino acids. The record is from RefSeq and is a predicted model, not a curated record. The transcript is spliced from 2 exons. NCBI's taxonomy places the organism in Eukaryota, Fungi, Basidiomycota, Agaricomycetes, Agaricales, Schizophyllaceae.